AUGAGACAUUUCCUUUUGCUCAAUUGCAUCACAUUGCUAAUUGCUUCAUUUUCGUUUGCUAUCGUCUCACCCAUCUUUGGCCAAGCUGAAGUUUACAAUUUAUUGGAGGGCAAAGUAUAUCAACCUGCUGACGCCGCCGGAGAAAAUAUUGGAAAAACAUUUGUUGGUGGCGAGCCACCUGCUGCAAGGACCAUUUCGCAACAUACAUCACCACUAAGCACUUCAUCGUCCAUUGUUCUGAUAUCGACCGCUGAUAUAAAUGGAACAAACAUUGGGGUGAGCUCUGCUAGCGUUUCUGGAGGCAGUCGUGUUGCAGCACCAGCUUGGUUAAUUACAAUGGGUGAAAUAGUGAGCCAAUUCUUUCCUAUUUAA
This is a messenger RNA of Lodderomyces margitis, 372 nucleotides long. RefSeq lists its product as uncharacterized. The transcript has a single exon. NCBI's taxonomy places the organism in Eukaryota, Fungi, Ascomycota, Pichiomycetes, Serinales, Debaryomycetaceae. The record is from RefSeq and is a predicted model, not a curated record. Bases 1 to 372 code for a protein of 123 amino acids.